Molecule: messenger RNA, 204 nt
Organism: Triticum turgidum subsp. durum (durum wheat)
Lineage: Eukaryota; Viridiplantae; Streptophyta; Magnoliopsida; Poales; Poaceae
Source: the annotation of a GenBank genome assembly
AUGUGCUACCAGGUGAAGUGCGGCACGUGCGGCAAGUCCACGUGGGCGGGGUGCGGCCGCCACGUCGCCUCCGUGCACCGGCAGAUCCCCGAGGGCCAGCACUGCGCCUGCCGCGACUGGCCGGGCGUCUCCGCCGCCGGCGACAAGGCCGCUGGCUCCACCUCCGGCGCAGUCGAGGAGUCCUCCACCUGCGCUAUCCUGUGA